Micropterus salmoides (largemouth bass) is the source of this 1776-nucleotide messenger RNA. RefSeq lists its product as uncharacterized. Bases 100 to 1158 code for a protein of 352 amino acids. NCBI's taxonomy places the organism in Eukaryota, Metazoa, Chordata, Actinopteri, Centrarchiformes, Centrarchidae. The transcript has 10 exons. The record is from RefSeq and is a predicted model, not a curated record.
UGUAUUAGUAAGUUGUCUAGUUCAUUUCCUGUAUUACUUCUUUCAAGUGGAGUGCCAAACAACAGCUAAUCUUCUCUGCUGCCGCUCAUAUUCACAUCAAUGACCCACCCAACGGAUUAUUUUUCAAGUCCUCGGUCUGAAAGUGGCCAGGGCCUACACACCCAGGAGAGCGGUGAUGCUGGCCUCUCCUCCAACAUGGAGCACACGUUCACUGAAAAUUACAGUGAAAGUGCUUUUCCUGUAGCAGAUAAAGGCAGCUUAGUGACACCCAUUCCUAAAGGGGAACUAGACGUCGUUGAGUGCCCUGUGAGGGUAGGAAAGAUCUGGUCACACCCAUCACCUUAUGGCCAUGCUGCUGCUCCAUAUGCAGACUCACAUGUUGUGUCUGCUGAUGAGGGGUACAUAAAGACCUGCACUCUCACUGUGGUUCAAACCAACUACUUUCCACCACAAGCCACGCUGCCAGAGAAAAGUCUGGUAGAGGAAAGAGGGCAGCCAGAUGUAGAAGUCAUAGAAGAAGAUAGAUGCAUCACGGAAACCACGAUGAACACUGGAGGAAACCUAGCAAAACCUAAAGGUCCACCACUGGUUCCUGGAGAAGGAAGAAAGAGCAGUCCUCGCCGGAAAAGUGCUGCUAUCAAGAACCGUAAAUUCUACCUUCUAUGUUGGAUGGUAUGCAUACCUGUUCCUGCAUCUGAGGGCUUUCCUGUUACUACCAUAGAUGCUCAACGUGCAGCAGACCAAACAUUUAAAUGUUAUACCUGCAUGGACAAGGUCAGAUGCCCAAAGUUGUUGGCGAUAUAUAACACCGAAGACACGAGUGUGUACCAUAGAGACCUGAAUGACACAUUUCCAGGGUGUUCUGAAAUCUCUCCACCUCCUCCUAUGAGCUGUGCUGUGUGUCGUAAACUAUCCAAGAGCCUUAUCAUCUGCUCAGAUGAUGUUGGAGCAUUGGAGGUGGAAGAUAGCGAUGGAGGACAGAACUUAAACAUCUCUUCAGUUGGUUGUGCCAUCAUGGAAGAUUUAGUUACACAGCAGCAGACCCACGGCCAUGGACAUGUUGGAGUAUUUAUUAGUGGUAGCCUCUUUUUGAUUGUGGUGGCAGCGCUGGUGAUCAGUUGCUACCAGGAAAACAGGAUUGAAAAUGGUCAACAGUGAAAAAGACUGCAUGAUCAAGAAGAAGACAGCAGAGGUCAUUCUCUCGCCGUGCCAUUUUAUUUCCUACGUAAUAAUCCCUAGCUUUAGCUGCCACAUACUGUAGACAGAGAAUACUUGUAAAGGGUAUUUUAUAACUGUCUACUUUUUGGGACAACUGCUUAUUUAGACUGAUAACUGCAAGUCACAAUUAUUUCAAUUAUUGAUUAAUCUGCUUGUUAUUUUGUUGAUUGAUCAAUUAAUCUUUUGGUCUACCCCCCCCCCCCCCCACAAAAAAAAAAACAUAUACCAUCACAGUGCCUAAACUGAUGUCAUAAAAUUGCUUGUUUUGUCUGAUCAAUACUCAAAAGCCCAAAUAUAUUGAGUUUACUUUUACACAUACACAUGAAUGACUAAAGAAAGCAGCAAAUACUGGAAGUUGAAACUAUCGGGAACUUUGUCCUUUUUCUGUACAUUCAAAAUAACUGCAGAAUAAUUCUCUGUCUAUCAUGUUAUCGCUUAUUUGACUAAUCUGAUUCACCUCUGCUUAAUGAUUAUGUUGUUUGAAAUUAGUAAUCUUUCUGCAAAAAUGGCCUAAUGAAUAUGUAUACAUGCUGUCUUAAUAAAAAUGACUUUAAACAA